AUUCACUUAACAAAUAUGAUUGACAACACCAACAUGGAAGCCUUUAAUGAGAAUUCUUCCUAUAGCUAUGUGACUAAAAAGUUCCACUGACAUGCAUGUAACAAUGAGUUCACUAAGAUGAUCAAAUCAGACGAAGGAGCUGUCUGCGACUCAUGCAACAGUGAAUUCGUAGAAGAAAUCACCAGGAAUAAUCAUGAAGAGGUGACUUCCUUCAGACCAGAAAGAGGUGAAGUACCUCAGAGACAAGAGAGACCAAGCAGAGCACAUGCUCAUCCAACUAUUACAGUAACAAGGAGAAGAAUAGUCCCUGGAGGAAUGUUCAUCACUGAGACAGUCUCCUCUGGAGGAGAUAGUUCAUCUUCUCAUGGAAGUUUCUUCGAUUUCCCUGAAAUGCCCUUUAUGAGACCUCGGAGAAACCCAUUUGAAGGAUUCUUCACUGGAUUUGACUCAUUCAUGGGUCCAGCUUUCCCAACAAUGGGUGGAAUGGGCGGCUUCAACAUCAAUAAUAUCCUUGAAGCCUCAUUCAGAGAAGCUAGAACCAAUGGAGUUCCACCUGCAUCUGACGAAGCAAUUGCUGGACUCAAAGAAGUGCCAGUGAAAGAAGGGGAGCACAAAUGCCCAAUCUGAAUAGAAGACAUCGAAGACAAGGCAAUUCAGCUCCCAUGUGAGCAUGCUUUCCAUAGAAAAUGUGGGGAGACUUGGCUCAAGCAACACAAUACAUGCCCAAUUUGUAGAAAAGGAAUCGAGUAAGGAUAGCUCGAUUCAC
Molecule: messenger RNA, 766 nt
Organism: Moneuplotes crassus
Lineage: Eukaryota; Ciliophora; Spirotrichea; Euplotida; Euplotidae
Source: the annotation of a GenBank genome assembly